Amborella trichopoda is the source of this 1001-nucleotide messenger RNA. Its product is annotated as Polyketide cyclase/dehydrase and lipid transport superfamily protein. The record is from RefSeq and is a predicted model, not a curated record. Gene Ontology annotation, molecular function: lipid binding. NCBI's taxonomy places the organism in Eukaryota, Viridiplantae, Streptophyta, Magnoliopsida, Amborellales, Amborellaceae.
AACUAAAAUACUUACUUGUACUCUCUCUCUCUCUCUCUCUCUCUCUCUCUCAACUUACAAGUAACUCCACUCUUGCCACCUUCACCAUUACAAAGAUGAGUCCCCCCCAAUCCUAUCGGUGCUGGUCAAUCAGCGAGGAAUCGUUGAGGCGCUACGUGUACUUUGCAAGCGAGACCUGUGUUCAAGAAUUGCUCUCUGCGGCUUCAGAUUUGAAAAUGGAUGAUGGGUGGAAGGUGGUGUCUUUGAAUGGAGGGGUCGAGAUUUCAACAAAGCGUCAUUCGGGUUCUCUCUCUGUUUUUCGCAGCCGUUGGUUGCUCACAUCUAUCUCCCCUGAGCAAUUCAUGACUGUUGCCAAUGCCAUCGAUGCCGCAAAGCAAUGGGACUCACAUCUGGUGGAAGCCAAGUACAUAAAGGAUUUGAAUGAGAACCUCAGUAUCAUAAGGCUCAGGUUUGGGGAUGCCUCAAAAAGGCUUUUUAAGAAUCGAGAAUUCAUCGUUUAUGAGAGGCGCGAAACCAUGGACGAUGGAACUCUGGUGGUCGCGGUCGCUUCCUUACCAAAGGAAAUCGCAGCUGGAUUGCAACCGGAGAGGAACAACUCCAUUAGAGGGCUGUUGCUUCAGUCAGGGUGGGUGGUCGAGAAGCUACAGGAUGACUCUUGCAGGGUCACCUACGUUGUCCAGUUGGACCCUGCAGGAUGGCUACCCAAAUUCUUUGUGAAUAAUAAGCUGAGCACCAGGUUGGUCAUAAUCAUUGACAACCUUAGGAAGCUGGCUCAAGCUUCUUCUUGUCAUUCCUCAUCAUAAAUAGUUCUGAGCUCUUUCACCAUGUUCCCUACCCCCUAAUAUAUAUAUAUAUAUAUAUAUAUUGCAAAAUGAUGAUCUUUGCUGUUGCAAAGGUUUGCAUCCACCCUUUUUUGUGCAUUUUAUUCAUUUAUUGUUGGAUAAGCUACUGUUGAGCUUAAAGCAAAAAGCAAUAUGUUGGCUAUUCAUUUUAACUCCAAA